UCGCGUUGUAUUGCAUUUCUAUGAAUAGGUGUUUUUUUAAAUCGACUUUGCUAAACUUACGCUUUAUAUUGGGCGAAUCAAACUGGUUUGAAAAAAUGCACUUUAUAACAAAUUAUAAUUAUAUAAAGAAUUAUAACAAAUGCAUUUAUACCACAUGUAAAUAUGCUUGGAACAAACCGCCAUCAAUCAAUUUUGAACAAUGGUGUUACGUCUCCAUCUUGUCUUCGUGCGUCGUAUUUUUUACUACGUGCUUUCCACGCCAGGGUAAACCGCGUUCCCUCCAGUCGAUUCCAUUGUCUUACCCACCGUAGGCCGGAAUGUUAUACCUCCUUAUGUGACGAAGCCACCACCCGCGAGGUUUAAUUUCUCUUCGGUUUUAGAUAACACUAUGUGCUCGGUAAAUAAUCGAAUGGAAAGCGACCGAUAUGGUGGCAGUUCUGUUUAUACCUCAACGUCUGUUUAUACCUCAACGUCAGAAGAUAUCAGGUAGCCGAAAGGAAUAUUGUAAUUUGGAGCGAGAAUUAAACCCAUAUAACUUAGCUGGGGAUUGCUAUUAUUAAUGGGACAUUACAGAUUCAAACUGGCAGGCAAACACCUCUAUGUAUCGCAAAUAUUUAACAGCAUGAGACAUCUAUAAAGCUGUCAAAGUAAAGUGCAGAUUCCUAGUUAACUAUUAGAUGCGGAAACCAGGGAAAAAAUCAUUUCAAAGUUGUACAACGAAGAGUGUAGUUUAUUCCCCGCUUCGCUGUAUUCUAAUUUUGUUUAGCUAUGCUAUAGCAUAAUAGGAAUUAUACCAGAGAAUAUUUAAACCAUGUUGAGUGUAGUAAAAUGUGUGGUAUAAUUAGAGACAAUUGAAAUGCUUUCCGUAACAUUUACAUGCCGUUACAUCAACAGAAUUGAUUUCGUUUCAAUAAUUUUGAGAUUGUAUGCGAUAUGGACAAGAUGGAACUAAUUGUUCGUGAAGCCUUUUCGACAGAAAAAGCCAGCAAGGAAUCGCCGCUAAAAUCGAAUGGGACAGCGGCGCCUUCGAAUGGUUUCGGUUCCCGGGGAUUCCCACCAGAAGACAAUACAAACCCCUUGCCCAAACCUCCCCUGCUAGUUACUGAACCAAGUAGUGACACGGCAAAUGGUAAAGAUAAAACAAAAGUGCAACAAAGCCCCAAUGAAGACACGGAAACCUUAAAGGUGGAUAUGUUCAACACGGGACAAAACAUUCCAAGCAGGCCCACUUCCGCAGCUCACAAAUGGAAAGUUGUGCAAUCCGUGGUAUCGGCGAAAAAAGCUUUUCAAAAUUUGCCGCCAAAAGAAGAGCAGAAGGUACCCAGCAGACAUAUGUACGGUUCGAAAUCUGCAAUACCAGUUCUACCCUUACCUCUUGCUAUAACCUUUCUCGUGUGUAAUUGUAUUGUGCCAGGCUUGGGAACCAUCAUUUCCGGCUUUACAUUUUGUUGCGUUGCGACGACCUACGACUGUAAAGACAGAACCAAUAUUUCCCGUAAACUUCCGUGGCUGAUCACAACCAAUGUACUAGUCGGCAUUGGGCAGCUGUUUACCGUUACCUUCUUUCUAGUUGGUUGGGCAUGGAGUAUAUCAUGGGGAAUCACAAUGGUUUAUUUAGCACUAGAUCGCAGGAGAUCAGCUACGUGAUCUUUACCCCAAUCGCCUAUCGGUUUGAGAGAGUGUUUUGGGUUACGCUUAGAAAAUAUCCCUCCUAUCUGUAUACGCUGGAUGUAAAGAGCGUUUUCAUGGCAGAAGUUGCGCAUUUGGCUCGUCAAUCAGAAGACCGUAGAACAUCAAUACGAAACUGAUGGGUAUUAGCCGAAAACCCACAUAAAGGGAAAUCAUGGGAGGGCAUAAUAAGCCAAUAACAAAACUUAGGGAAUUCUUUUCAUUCUACUAUUUUACAUACCUGUAUGGGUAAUAUUAUCCACCGCAGAGCCGUAUAUGUGUAUAUGUCCUUAGACACCCCACAAGGUUAUUUCGCGAAUCUCUCAAGGGUAAUUUUUAUUCCUGUCAAUCAUAUUAUUCCACCCUGUCAUGCAAAUGGCCCCUUCCAUGUGAUUUGUAAAUGGAAUUUGUGGUGCUGUUUCUACACUAUACAUUUGACUUGUUUAUGUUGAUUAAAUUGUUUGUUUGCAUUAUAUAGCAAUAACACUUCGAACUGUUCUUGUAAGCAAUGAAUUUGAUACCUUUUGGUUACCAGCUGUUUUUAGCAUGACUUAUCUUAGGACAGGGGUUGGAACUGACUGCAAAUUACAGAUUUGUGCUUUGGUAUGUGUGAAAGAAAGUGAAGCAUGCUCACAGCUAUUUUGAUGAUUAAUCGAAAAAGGAUCACAAGGAUUAUGAUGAUGAUAAUGUAUAUUGUGACGUAAAUGAAUCGACACUGAAUCACGUGGCUGUCAUGGCACGAAUGAUCACAGAAAUAUAACCACAAAAAACGUCAAAGCGGGCACCGUAGUGUUGUUAAAGAUUUGCUGGCAAUGCAGCAACACCUGAUUCUGAAGAGAAAUUAAUCGAUCAGCUACUAAGUACGUGACAAUACCGACUGAUAAACCUUUUCUAUUAUAAGGUUCCAUAAGAUCGAUUCGGUGGUGACCAUCAUGUUGGACACGUUUGAAUUACGCAUGCAGGUGUGGUAUCAACACCACGAUGUUCAUAUUUGUUAGUAUGAUGAAAAUGGGGCAGCGACGGAAAAUGAAGGAAUCGUUCGUGAGUUUGAAGAAAAAAUAUGAAAAACGACCGGAAUAGGAAUUGGCGCAACAUAACUGAAAACGAUGCGGAAUACACGGCAAUGAAUGAUAUAUAUAUAUAAUGUUAAACACCGAACAUGACAAUGUUAGUUGGUUAUAAAAUCAGGACGAAAACACUACCGAUGACGACAAAUUAUAUGGAAUGGCUUCAAAGUUAUGAAUCCUAGCACGAAAUAUACUUUUGUUGGAUCGUGCAUUUAGUUUAUUA
Messenger RNA from Ciona intestinalis (vase tunicate), 2958 nucleotides. Lineage: Eukaryota; Metazoa; Chordata; Ascidiacea; Phlebobranchia; Cionidae. The record is from RefSeq and is a predicted model, not a curated record.